CCUUUCGUUUGCAUACUUUAAUUGAAGGAAACAUUCAAUUAUUAAAUGAUAACAAUAGAGUUGUCGAUAGCGUUGAGCUCAAGACUCAGUUUAAUAAUCCGCAGAUUUUGUAUAAACAGCGAGCGCUUGACCUUAUGGUUAAUGGCCUGACGGGUCAACCCAUACAACAUGGUGACAACUUUUUCACCAGCGAUGUGACCAAUCAUUUGUUUGAACCAAUUGGACAGCCGUUUGGCAUGGAUUUGAUUGCGCUUAACAUACAAAGAGGUCGAGACCACGGACUGCCGUCAUAUAAUCGCUUCCGAGAGGUGUGUGGUCUGAGACCAGUGACCAGUUUUGAAGACUUGGCGUCUAUAAUGAGCGAGAAGUCGGCGCGUGUAAUGAGACGCGUAUACCGUAGUGUCGAUGACAUCGAUCUGUUUAUUGGCGGCGUUUCUGAACACCUGAUCAAAGGCGGAGUCGUUGGACCCACUUUCGCCUGUAUUAUCGCCGAACAGUUCCGGCGAUUGAAAAACGGCGACCGCUUUUGGUUUGAAAACGGAGGCCUCGAGGCCUCGUUCACUGAGGACCAGCUCCGCGAGAUCAGGAAAUCCAGUUUAGCCCGUAUUUUGUGCGACAACAGCGAUGUCCAGUCUAUGCAACCCUUGGCUUUGGUUCAGACGUUUGAUUGGAACCCAAAAAUUGAGUGUAAGAGCAAUGAAAUACCCCGAAUUGAUCUAGGAUAUUGGAAAAAUGAGCCAGUUUGGUCUUAAAUGCACACAACAUUUAAUAAUUGUUUCAUCAAAUAAU
Molecule: messenger RNA, 789 nt
Organism: Medioppia subpectinata
Lineage: Eukaryota; Metazoa; Arthropoda; Arachnida; Sarcoptiformes; Oppiidae
Source: the annotation of a GenBank genome assembly